UUUCCGAGUCUGUUUAAGUCAGUUUUAGUAACAUCGUCAAGGCGUGUGGACGGUAAAACGUGAUAUUUGUGUGAUUUAUAGUGUCUCGGUUAUUGUUUGAUUACGGAAUCACCUGUUGUGGGCAAUAGAUAGAAAUACGUGAUUUCCUUCAUCAACAAUUGUCGCUUAUCAUCAUCAGCAGCAUUCUUAACAACUUGAUGUCGGCACGAUGAAACCUAGUGUUUUCCUGUACGUCGUUGUAUUAGCCAUCACCUGUAACACAGGUUACACUGAAUCGUAUAAAAUACUUGGACUGUUUCCACAUCCUGGUAUUAGCCAUUUUCAGUUUUUCGAACCGAUACUGAAGGGGUUGGCUGCCGCCGGUCACGAGGUUACAGUCGUAAGCCACUUUCCGAAUGCAAAUCCUCCACCAAAUUAUGUCGAUUUGCCGUUGACGGGUGUAGAGUUACUAGUUAAUUCCGUCGAUCUGCAGCUCUUCGAAUAUCGGCCAGCUUUCUCUCAUUUCAUUGAGUUUUUUAUGCUGUACGACUGGGGAAAGCAAUCCUGUAACAAUGCCCUUAACUCUCCCGCCAUCAAGCAAGUGUUGGAAUCCAAAGUUCAAUACGAUCUAGUACUUGUGGAACAGUUCAAUAACGACUGUAUGCUCGGAGUGGCCCACUUGCUGAACGUGCCCUACAUUGGUCUAAGCAGUUGCCCACUGAUGCCAUGGCACUACGACAGAAUCGGAAAUCCCAAUAUACCUUCCUACAUCCCGGCGUUGUUUAUGGGUUACUCGGAAAAGAUGACCUUCUCCCAAAGGGUGGCGAAUUACAUCACAGCUCAACUGUUCAAAUUGAUGUACAGUUGGUUCAGUGAUAACUCGGCCAAUGCAAUGCUGAAGCAACGUUUCGGUGACAAUAUGCCGGAUAUUAAGGACCUGCAGAAACGUACCAGUAUGAUGUUUGUCAAUCAGCAUUACUCGCUCAGUGGUCCGAAACCAUUGACUCCGGCAGUGGUUGAGUUGGGCGGUAUUCACAUUCAGGAGUUCAAAGAACUAGACCCGACGCUGCAAAAGUUGUUGGACUCGGCGGAUCACGGAGUUAUCUACAUCAGCUGGGGAUCUAUGGUUAGAGCCGAAACGCUGCCAGAAGAUAAACGCAACGCCAUACUGAGUGCGCUAGGUUCGUUCAAGCAGCAAGUUAUCUGGAAGUGGGAAAACGAAACCCUGCCGAACCAACCGUCCAACGUGUAUAUCAGGAAGUGGCUACCGCAGCGAGAAAUUCUGUGUCAUCCAAAGGUUCGGGUCUUCAUGAGCCAUGGUGGAUUGCUAGGAAGCUCUGAAGCUGCUUACUGUGGGGUUCCAGUUAUAGCGACACCCAUGUACGGAGAUCAAUACAAUAAUGCCGCUGCCUUGGAACACCGUGGAAUGGGAUUCGUUUUACCUUAUGAACAAAUCACGCGAGACUCGGUAAAUGAAGCACUAAAGAAGGCUUUGGAUCCCGUCACAAUGGAAAAUGCGAAAAAAGUUUCCUUCUCGUUCCGGAACCGACCUCAAAGUGCACUCGAAACAGCCGUCUGGUGGUGUGAGCAUGUAGUCGCAACCGGUGGCCUCCCAUUGGCCAAAUCGUACUCAACCGAGAUGCCCUGGUAUUCGUACCAUUUACUGGAUGUGCAAAUUGCGAUUAUUACCUUUGUGAUUGUUUAUCAUCUCUGUGAGAUAUGGCUGUUCAAACGGAUUUGCUGCCGAGGGGUAUCCGCCUUCAGCGACGACAAAGUGAAGACCAACUAACUGAAUAUUCUAGUAGAUUAGAGUUAAAAUCGAGAACGUUGGAAAACGUCAGACAUAUCCGUACUUGGUGCACUUGUAGUGAGAAACAAUACUGUUAGACUAGUUAGGAAAAGAUAUACGAAAUGAAUAAAGCUUAAGGAUUUAGAAUCAACAA
Malaya genurostris is the source of this 1922-nucleotide messenger RNA. RefSeq names its product UDP-glycosyltransferase UGT5-like. Gene Ontology annotation, molecular function: UDP-glycosyltransferase activity. The coding region runs from base 209 to 1768 and encodes 519 amino acids. The transcript has 5 exons. The record is from RefSeq and is a predicted model, not a curated record. Lineage: Eukaryota; Metazoa; Arthropoda; Insecta; Diptera; Culicidae.